CGCUAAAAUGAGUGAUGUAACUCUUCAUUUGAACGAAGUAUCCGUUCGCUUCAAUGGCUACAAGGCUUGGAUUAAGCUUUCGGGGGCUUAUAGAAACACUCAAUGUGGACUUUGUGGACACUACGACGAUGCUACAAAUGAUGAAAAUGAAAUGAUAAUGGCCAAUAAUGAAUUUACCUCCAACCUCGCCCAAUUCCAUCGUUCCUAUUCUCUUUCGAACAGCCACGACAGCAACGACCUAAUGUGCAAUGAACAACAACUUGACAGAUUUUAUGAAGAAAAUAAAAAUAAAUUUGGUUAUUCUGAAGCUUUGGAAAUAAUUGAGGAAGAAGAGGGUAAGGAAAUGAAGGAAGGAAGCAAAAAUAAAAAAUAUAAUGAAUGGGAAGAUGAAAUGUUUGAUGGAACUUUUGGUGAUCAAAGUGAAAAUGAUGAGGCCUAUUUCUCUGAUAAUUAUGGAGGAAGUGAGCAAUAUAUUAUGAGAAGUGAAAUGAAUGGAAAUAAAAUGGAGAAGAUUAUAGGUAGGUGA
This is a messenger RNA of Meloidogyne enterolobii, 526 nucleotides long. Lineage: Eukaryota; Metazoa; Nematoda; Chromadorea; Rhabditida; Meloidogynidae. The record is from the annotation of a GenBank genome assembly.